Molecule: messenger RNA, 2284 nt
Organism: Spizellomyces punctatus DAOM BR117
Lineage: Eukaryota; Fungi; Chytridiomycota; Chytridiomycetes; Spizellomycetales; Spizellomycetaceae
Product: acyl-CoA oxidase
Exons: 15
Coding region: 83-2152 (689 amino acids)
Biological process (GO): lipid homeostasis; fatty acid beta-oxidation using acyl-CoA oxidase
Cellular component (GO): peroxisome
Molecular function (GO): fatty acid binding; FAD binding; acyl-CoA oxidase activity
Source: RefSeq, a predicted model, not a curated record
UUCCGAUCAACGCUGCUGGCCGUUUUUCUUCCUUGCUGCCAUCGUCGAGUUCAUCUCCAUCACAAAGUAACAUUACUGUGCAAUGACUUCGCUCCAAAAGCCUCCGGGACCCGCCGAGUUGCAGGCGGAGCGCCAAAGAGCGACCUUCCCGGUGCGCCAGAUGACCUAUUAUUUGGAUGGUGGGGAGAAGCAGACAAAGCUCAAGGAGAGAAUUAUGCUCCAGUUCGAGCGCGAUCCAGUGUGGCAGGUCAGCGACCAGCACGAUCUGACUUUGCAAGAAAUCCGUGAACGAUCUAUGGCCAAGGUCCGACGCGCGGCAUACCAUGUGGCGAACGAACCCAUGCAUGUCUUCAAGCAACGAAUGGAGCUGAUCAGUGUGCUGGAUCCAGGAACAUGGACGCGCAUUGGUGUUCACUAUGGUUUGUUCUUUGGUGCUUUGCGGGGAGGCGCUACCCCAGAGCAGUUCUCGUACUGGGCGCAAAAGGGCGCAGUUACCCUGAACGGCAUGGUUGGUUGUUUUGCCAUGACGGAGCUGGGUCAUGGAUCAAACGUUUCGGGCUUGGAAACCACUGCGACGUAUGAUGAGACUUCUGACGAGUUUGUGAUUCACACUCCCUCGCUGACCGCCACAAAAUGGUGGAUUGGAGGUGCUGCUCAAACCGCCACGCACAGCGUCGUAUUCGCACAGCUUUAUGUCAAAGGCAAAUGCUACGGAGUGAAAAACUUUGUAGUUCCAUUGAGAGACCCAGAGACGUUCGAGCUCAAGCCCGGAAUCGUUAUUGGGGAUAUUGGUGCCAAGAUGGGCCGUCAUGGAACCGAUAAUGGAUACAUCCAGUUUACCCACGUCCGCAUUCCAAGGUCUUAUAUGUUGAUGAAGCACACCAAAGUCAACCGCAAUGGCGAUGUCAAGGAACCUCCGCUCCAACAACUGACAUAUGGUGCAUUGAUUCAAGGGCGCGUCGCCAUGGUUGUUGACUCCGGAGCGAUUGCGAAGAAGGCCCUGACGAUCGCCAUCCGAUAUGCUGCCAUUCGCAGACAAUUUGGUCUAAAGGCUGGAGAGCCUGAAACCAAGAUUUUGGACUAUGUCAUCCAUCAAUACCGCCUGAUGCCGUUACUUGCACAAGCGUUUGCCAUGCAUUUUACCGGUAUUGAGGUCAGCCGCAUGUACGAGGAAUUGAUGGACAGCAUGGAGACGUUGCAACCCGGGGACAAGGAGCUGAAUGAUGUUUUGGAAAAGUUGAAAGAGAUGCACGGCACUAGUGCUGGACUGAAAGCAUUCUCCACUUGGUCAACUCUUAAUAUCAUUGAUCAAUGCCGACAAGCAUGUGGUGGACACGGUUAUUCGGCAUACACUGGCCUUGCGUCAUUAUACAGUGAUUUCGCUGUGCAUUGCACAUGGGAGGGUGACAACACUAUCUUGACUUUACAAGGUGGACGAUAUCUCAUUAGCUGUUACCGAGAAGCGAAGGCGGGCAAAUCUCAAGCUGGUGGUGUUGCCUAUCUCAACAACUUGGACAAAUUGCUCAACAAGCGUUGCAGCGCAAAGUCUGCCGAGGAAGUGAGCACACUGGAAGUAGUAGAAGAAGCUUUCUGGCUUGUAGCGGCCCAAGUUGUUAAGAAAGCUGGCGAAGAUUUUGAAGCCGGUGUAAAGCGAGGAUUGAGGGAGGACGAGUCGUACGAAGAAUGCUCGCAGGCUCGUUUGUUUGCCACAAAGAUUCACAGCCUCGGGUAUCUUUUCCAUCGCUUCAAGGGCGCAAUCCAGCGAUCUCCUGCCGAACUUCAACCCAUCCUUAAUAAGCUCUGUCGCUUGUACGGUUUGUACGCAAUUGCUGAGAACUCUGGACCGUUCCUUCAGUACGGAUACUUCACUCCUCUGCAGGUUGACUGGAUCCGUGCCACUGUCACAAGCCUCUGUAAAGACGUUAGAAAUGAUGCCAUUUCGUUAACGGAUUCCUUCAACUACUCUGACUUCAUGCUUAACUCGCCCUUGGGACGUGCCGAUGGCACUGCGUAUGAAGCGUACUUCGGAAUGGUGCAAAAGGCGCACAAAGCUGGGGCCGUACCUGCAUACUUCCAGAAAGAGAUUUACCCGCUUCUGCAUCGUAAACUCGAAGCGGACGAUGUGCUCGAAUUAGACGAGGAAGACGAAUGAACCAUUUUUAAAUAGUUGUGUACGCUGCAUUACUUUACACUGAACUGCAUUGUUCAGGACAUUAUUUUAUAUGGUCAGAUUAUUAAUCAUUAAUUCAUCCUCAUGAGAUAAUUCAUUUCCAUCCGUAAUUUU